This is a messenger RNA of Aphanomyces invadans, 2115 nucleotides long. RefSeq lists its product as hypothetical. The transcript is spliced from 9 exons. The record is from RefSeq and is a predicted model, not a curated record. NCBI's taxonomy places the organism in Eukaryota, Oomycota, Saprolegniomycetes, Saprolegniales, Verrucalvaceae. Gene Ontology annotation, biological process: microtubule-based movement. Gene Ontology annotation, cellular component: kinesin complex; microtubule. Gene Ontology annotation, molecular function: microtubule motor activity; ATP hydrolysis activity; ATP binding. Bases 16 to 1629 code for a protein of 537 amino acids.
GUGACGGCGGUGCUCAUGUCCGCGACGGCAGAAGAGCAGGACAUCCAAAGAAAGCUGAGCUACAGUGCGGCGCUUCCAGUUUCCAAGCCUGGAGACAAAGUUCAAAUCUAUGUUCGCCUGCGGCCACCCACAGGAGAAGUCGACCACGAAACGUUUCGCGUUCUGUCAGAUACUUGUCUCGUUGCCCAUCCACCCAAGACCAGUCGCGUCACGGAGUCUGUGAGCACAUUUCACUUUUCCCAAGUGUUCAGGCCAGAAACAACUCAGCGCGAUCUGUUCGAUCAAACUACGUAUGCCAUCGUGGACGAGGCGCUGGAAGGCAAAAACGGCCUCGUAUUCGCAUACGGCGUCACCAACUCGGGAAAGACCUACACGAUUUUGGGAACACCCGAACAUCCCGGCAUCUUGCCGGAGACGCUCCUGACAUUGUUCAAAAAGGCAGACAAGUUUCGUAUCACAGCUUCGUACUUGGAAAUUUAUAACGAAAAAGUUUUCGACUUGCUCACGAAUUGUCAAAGGCGAAUAUUCCUUCAUCUGCUCGAAAAGGACGGCCGAGUGUACGUCAAGGAUUUGGAAGAGCGCCCAAUCAAGUCGUUUGAGGAAGCCAAGAUGCUCUUGGAAUGUGGUCAAAAGAAUCGCCAGGUCGGCGAGACCAAAUGCAAUACCGACUCGAGUCGCAGCCACUGUGUAUUUUCCCUUCAGCUAUAUCACAACGAACACCCGACCACGCUGUUCAGCAAGAUAUCGAUCGUCGAUUUGGCAGGCUGCGAACGCGGCGCCAAGACCGGGGCGUCCGGACUACGACUGCAAGAAGCCAGCAAAAUCAACGGGUCCCUCAUGAACUUGAACCGAUGCUUGGAAACGCUGCGCUUCAACCAGCUCCAUCCCAAGUCGGAGCGACCUGUACCCUUUCGCUCGUCCAAACUCACUCGGCUCUUUCAAGCGUCGUUCGUGUGUAAACAAGCCGGACGCAUCAUUAUGAUAGUGACCGUGAACCCGUCGACGGACGAAUUUGACGAGACGUUGCGGACACUGCAGUACAGUGCAAUUGCAAAAGAAGUUGUAACAGCGCCUUCGAAAACUCUCUUGUCCCGACGACCGGUGCAAGUGAAAACUGAAUAUGGCACGGACGGUCACAAGAAGCGCAAACGACCUUCCAUGCCGUCGAAAGAUGGUGCGAGUCGUACCAAGACAGAGGCAACUUAUCUGCCUAUGAUAAAAGAGCGAGGAUCGAUUCGAAGCCGCACCUCCAUCCAACGAAUUCCCGUGCCGGCUUCGACACGAGAAAGCAGCGGGAAAGAAGUUGAAUCUGCACCAACAACAACUACGUUGAAUGCACGGGCAAAGGCGAGGGCGUCCCUCGCUGUAGUUAGGCCUGUCUCAAAGAAGCGCAUCACGGAGCAUGACAUUCAAAUACUUCGCGACGAGAUUGACCAGUUGAAAGACGAAUUGCUGACCAAAGACGCCGAGUAUGUCCAGCAGGAAAUGCAGUUGCGCCGGGAGCUUGCCCACGAGCUCAAUAAACAGCUGGACAGCAUGAAGGCCUCGUACGAGGUGAAGCUCGCCGAUGUGCGGGCGGAGUUGAAAGCAUCGUUGGACACAACGCAGAAGGUGACACAAGGUACGUGAUGCGACGAUGCUGUGUGACACCUCUCGCGUGUGGCUGUAGAAAAGUUGCACUUCGAGAGUCUGUGCGAAAAGUUGCAGGAGCAAAUCGACGAGUGCGAAGACGAAAUCCGGCGCAUUGAAUCGCGCCAUGCCGAAGAACUACUGGAAUUGCAAACGUUUUAACUGCCACACGUGGCUUAUUUACUCGACAAUGUGUUGUCCAUUGGAGCAGGGAACGGCAUGCCGAACGAUUUCCCGCUGGAAAGAUGCCACUUUGGAGAGCUAUGCCAGGGGACACACCGCCAAAUUGUCGGGUUGUGUGGACGAUGGAUAUUUCAACCAACGUCCAAGCCGUCACCAUGACGACCUCGACACCUUUCAGGCAAGACCCCUCUUGACGAUAGCUGGAAGAACGAUGGCCCCGAGACCCCUCGGUGGUCGUCGCCCCCAGUCAGAGUUACAUGUUGCCCCCAGCUAACAAUAAGUCCAACAAUGCAAAUUGCCCCA